Molecule: messenger RNA, 2187 nt
Organism: Acomys russatus (golden spiny mouse)
Lineage: Eukaryota; Metazoa; Chordata; Mammalia; Rodentia; Muridae
Gene: Pgbd1
Product: piggyBac transposable element derived 1
Molecular function (GO): sequence-specific DNA binding
Source: RefSeq, a predicted model, not a curated record
AUGUAUGAAGUUUUACCGGGUUCCGCUCCCGAGAAUGAAGGCAGCCUUGUGACCGUGAAGGCGGAAGAUCCUACCAGGGAGCAGCCAGGUAACUCACAGGAGGGUGGGGCAUACCCUCAGGAACUCUGCUGCCUGCGAUUUCAGCGGUUCUGUUACCAAGAGGCUCCUGGGCCGCGGGCUCUGGCCCAGCUUCGGGAACUUUGCCAUCAGUGGCUGCGGCCAGAGACCCAUAGUAAGGAGCAGAUCCUGGAGCUGCUGGUGCUGGAGCAGUUCCUGACCAUCCUGCCCAAAGAACAUUGAGCCUGGAUACAGACGUGUCCUCUGCGGAGCGGUGAUGAGGCAGCAACGUUGCUGGCGACUCUAGCCUCGGAGCAUGGAGACCCAGACCCAGGGCAGCAGGCUACUUUCUAUGGUCAGGAACAGGGCAUGCACCUAGUGGUGGCAGAGUAUCCAGGAGCCUCUUUGGAGUAUCAGAGCCUCCGGUUCCUCCAGCCUGGGGUCAGCCCCCUGACAUGUGACCCUCCACACAUCCCCCAAGAGUCUCGCGGUGGAUGCCAGCGGCCUGUCGCCAAGAAGAAAGUUCCAAAGACAGUGCAGCUGCAGAAGGGCCCGAGUCUAACUCACCUAGGCUCCAGAGACUGUGCACCCCGCAUUCCUGGAACUACUACUUUCCCUACUGAGAGGACGGUUUCAAAUUUGAACUCUCUCAGGAAUUGCCACCCUCCCCGUGACUCCUGGGCCAGGAUGUACAUUACGUCUUUGCAGUAUGCGGCGGGAGACGUUAGUCGGAAAGGGAGGGACAAAGACAAGUCUCGGGUGAGUGAGCUGCUUCAAGGCCUUGCAUUUUUUGAUGACUCAGAGGGGGGCAAUGAGCCUGACCUGCAGCCUGAGAGGAAGAAGCCAAAGGCUUCCCGCGACCCAGCGAAGAGCAGGACUAAAAGAGACAUUAGGCCUACCUUUCCGAGCUGGUCGGCGCUGGACUCCGGGCCUCUGAUUCUCAAGACUGAGACGUUGAACCCAGUGGAGCUCUUUGAAUUGUUUUUUGAUGAUGAAACAUUCAACUUGACUGUCAAUGAAACCAAUAAUUAUGCUUCUCAGAAAAAUGUCAACUAGGAAGUCACAGUGCAGGAACUGUGGUGUGUGUUUGGUGUCCUGCUCUGGGGCGGAUUUGUAAGGCAUCCCAGGAGGGGGAUGUAUUGGGAAGUGUCUGAUUCUGAUCAGGCCCUGAUUAGAAAUGCAAUUAGAAGGGACAGAUUUGAGUCGAUUUUCUCACAUCUGCAUUUUGCAGAUAAUAGCCACCUAGAUCAAAAGGAUAAGUUUUCAAAAUUUAGGCCUCUCAUAAGGCAAAUGAAUAAAAAUUUCCUCUUGUACGCCCCCCUAGAAGAAUACUAUUGUUUUGACAAGUCGAUGUGUAAAUGCUUUGAUAGUGACCAAUUUCUGAAUGGAAAGCCUCCAAUUGGCUAUAAAAUGUGGUGUGAUACAACCACAGAAGGCUAUCUGGUUUGGUUUGAGCCAUACCAAGAAGACUCAGCUGUGGAAACAGAUAAGAAGCUGGACCUUGGACUGGGCAGAAAUCUACUAAUGAGCUUUGCUGAUGUCCUUUUGGAGAAAGGUCACCAGCCCUAUCAGCUGUGUUUUGAUAGCUUCUUUACAAGUGUUAAAUUGAUGUCGGCUUUGAAGAAGAAGGGAGAAGCCACAGGAUCAAUCCGUGAAAACAGAAUGGAAAAAUGUCCCCUUACGAAUGUCAGGCAUAUGAAAAAGAUGAACAGGGGGUAUUUUGAUUUCAGGGUGGAAGAAAAUGAUGAUAUAAUGUUAUGCCGUUGGCAUGGUGAUGGCUUCAUCAGUCUGUGUUCAAACGCUGUGGGCAUAGAACCUGUCAGUGAAGAGUGCAGCUGUGAGGAAGAGCUCCUGCAGCUGUGCCAACCAUCCAUAGUGAAAUUGUAUGAGGAAAGCAGGAGAGGUGUGGCUAAAAUGGAUCAAAUUGUUUCCACAUACAGGGUGGGAUUAAGAAGUAAGAAAUGGUACUCGGUUUUGGUGAGUUACAUAAUCGAUGUAGCCAUGAACAAUGCAUGGCAGCUCCACAGAAUCUGUAACCCAGGCUCUCCUUUAGAUCUCCUGGGCUUCUGAAGAUGGGUAGCAUGCUUUUACUUGGGACAUGACAUUAAUCUGACUGAUUUGGGCAGAUAA